Acytostelium subglobosum LB1 is the source of this 3204-nucleotide messenger RNA. RefSeq lists its product as hypothetical. The record is from RefSeq and is a predicted model, not a curated record. The coding region runs from base 1 to 3204 and encodes 1067 amino acids. Lineage: Eukaryota; Evosea; Eumycetozoa; Acytosteliales; Acytosteliaceae. Gene Ontology annotation, molecular function: protein binding. The transcript has 4 exons.
AUGAUUAGUAUUGUUGCACAGAACAAUCAGUUGUUGUUACAAGAUUAUACAAAUGAGUUGGCAAGUCUAUUACAACUAUUCUUAAACAAUCAUCAAUCAAAGUCAUCACCAUCAUCAUCAUCAUCGUCAUCACCUUCACAUUCAAUCUCAUCAUUCUCAAUGCAUCAACAAAUGAACAUUAGAAGUGAAUGCCUCAAAGCAAUGUCAAUAUUGCUGUAUAACAAUGGUCCACAUUUGCCAACAAAGUUCCAUCAACCUCUCUUGGACAGUCUGGUAUCAUUGAUCUCAUUGCAAUCAAUCAGUCAUGGUCACGGUCACAACAACAACACAUUGAUCAAUCACGAGAUUAGAAGAUUGGCCACUAUAUCAAUCGGUAACAUCACAGUGUUAUGUGGAUCAAAGCUGAACAAACUGUAUCCAAUGCUCUUUGAGAAACUGUAUAGCAACUUGGAGAAGCUGGCGUUGCAGCUAGCCUCGAACGAUAAGCAGAUCAUUAAGUUGACCUGCAGCACGCUGCGAUCGCUACAACUGCUGCUCACGCAAUGCAAGUCGGUGUACGACUCCAAGGCAUCGAUGCUGUUCAAUCUGCUCAAACGCUUGAUGUUCUUUGGUACCACAAUCAAUCCAAAUGCAGUGCUGCCUUCGCAGCUGCAUCAGGUCGACGCCUCGUCACUCAAUCCCAAGUACCGCGCCAAGAAGCAUGGCGGCCAGGACAAUGGCAUGGGCGAUGGACUUGGACAUGGCAUAUCGAGCUCGGACAGCGACUUUGAUGAACGACAUACGUACGCCAAGAUUAGGAUCUCGGCGCUCACGCUGCUCCAGACGCUGUGCAAGUCGUCACCCAAGGUCUUCUUUGGACACUGGGCCACAUUCCUGCCGCUCAAGUCCACGAUGCCAUCUGUGUACACCACCGCGCUGUACGACGCCGACUACCGCGCGCGGCAGGCUGCGCUCCAUCUGCUGACCACCAUGUACGACGGCUCCAAAGACUUCUUGGUGGCCAUCCCCAAGCAACAGACCCAGCAACAAUCACAUCCACAUUCACAGGCACAACAAUCGACAACAUUCACAAGUUACUCACAGAACUUGGCUACAAUGAUCAUUGAGUCACACAAGGCAUUGCAAAGCGUUUUGGACCAGGAGCGAACGAGUCCUACACCUACGCCCACUCCUCUGUUGGUGACGGCCAUCAAGUGUCUUACAAUGCUGAUCACAAAUACACCAUAUGAGAAGUUGGAGAAGAAUCUGCUGCGCACUCUAUUCAAGUCUGUGGCGCCAUUCAUUCUCAACCCUAGCGUGGAGACACAGCAGGCCACAUUAGGAUGCAUUCAAUCAUUAUUGUUGGCCGAUCCACCUGUGCCUGACGCACUCACCACCGAGAUAGAGUCAUCCGGUCUCAUCGACAAGUUCAUCCAGUUUGCCUCGACCUCUGCCAACGGUGAUCAAAUACGCAAUGAGGCAAUCCUUUGUAUACUGGCCCUUACCAAACACAACUUCCAAGUGUUCUGUCUACACCACGCUCCCAUCUACAACAUCAUGUUCCCAAUCCUCACCAACACCUCCCUUGACGCCACGCUCCGCGUCCAAGCCUCGCGGACCAUCGAAGAGGUAUCCAAGUGCAUCCAUGAGUCCCAAAAGUCCACUGAUGCUCUCCCCUAUAACCCCAAUGUAGAGAAGCAACUCUGGCACUUGUUCUUCCAAGCUCUCACUGGAUUGAUUGAGGACCCUCUGCCUCAGAUUAGAUCAUCCAUUUGCAACUGCCUUUCACACUUGACUUCAAACAUAUUCUCAGGUCUGCCAAUACCAAUGCAACUGCAUUGUGUAACAGUGAUACUUGGAUUGAUGUCUGACGAGUCGUACCUUGUGCGCGCGGGAGCGUGUCGCACCAUUGGCAUGUUUGUAAAGUUGGACACACUGAGUGAUGACACUACAUUCCUGUCAAAGGCUGCCAGCUGUCUGUACAAGUCGAUGUGUGACAACAACAUCAAUGUUAGGAUCAAGGCGUGCUGGUCGCUUGCCAACCUCUGCGACCACCUGGUGUCCAUUCGCAAGAACGAAGAGUUCAAUGACAUACCAACGCUCAUUCUGUCCAAGGUCGUCGAGGUCCUGUUGCUGGCCAGCUAUGACAAUCCCAAAGUUCGAUGCAAUGCUGUUCGAGCCCUGGGCAACUUUGCCCGCUUCGUUCCAAAAGACCUCCUGGACAACACCAAUCCAGUCGACAUUCAAGACAUCUUUGACACGAUCAACAAGAACCAACAACAGCAGCCACAGCCACAUCAGCUACAGCAACAGCAACAACAAAGUCCUGUUGGCAACCAACCACUACCAGACCAACAACUACAACAGACCAACCUGUCGACUCAGAAGAACAUGAUUGAUAACUAUGUUAGGAAUCACAACAAGUCAUUGAUUGAUCGAGUGAUCGACUCGCUGGUGGUCAAUGCAGGCGAGCCAUCGACUUCAUUCAACUUUGUAAAGGUCAAGUGGAAUGCAUGCUACGCUCUAGGCAAUCUAUUUUAUAAUCCAGACAUCCAGUUUGAUCCUGUUCCAAGCUGGCUCCAUCAAGUCUACUCAACGCUCAUAUCACUCGUCCAAUCAUGUAAGAACUAUAAGAUCAAGAUCAAUGCCUCUGCAUCCCUGGCCACCGUCACACACACAAGGAUUCAAUAUGGCAAUGACUAUCAACGCAUCCUUGAGGCCAUCGUCAUCUCACUCUCAAGUAUCAACACAUUGAUUGAGCAUUCAGAGUAUCAGUACAAGGACAUCCUUGAGCGACAGCUUGGUAUAUCAUUGGUUCAUUUACUUGGCUCAAUGAAUAUGGAAGAGAUACAGAGUUACAAGGGAUUGCUAGUCGGUCAUUUGGAUGUACUGUUUGAUACGGUACAGAGAUUGAAUCCAGUGUACGAGACAUCAUUGAUAUUGGAUGGUAACAACACAACUUCAUCAUUACAGAAGAGACAACAGGAACGACCUACAUUGGAUGAAUUCACCAAGUGUGUCUCUACAAUUGAACGAAUGCUACAUAUUGUCACCAAUGACAAGAUCCAAGACCCAACGCUCCUCAACAAGAUUGGACGUCUCCAAGAGCUAAUCGAGAACGAAGGCAUCAACAUUGAGCAACUCUCUCUCAUCUCCAAUCCCAAUGCACUGGACAAUCAAUCAUUCAACUCGAACUCAAACUCGAACUCGAACUCGAAUGAAUAA